Molecule: messenger RNA, 905 nt
Organism: Camelus dromedarius (Arabian camel)
Lineage: Eukaryota; Metazoa; Chordata; Mammalia; Artiodactyla; Camelidae
Gene: PCBD1
Product: pterin-4 alpha-carbinolamine dehydratase 1
Exons: 4
Coding region: 120-434 (104 amino acids)
Biological process (GO): tetrahydrobiopterin biosynthetic process
Molecular function (GO): 4-alpha-hydroxytetrahydrobiopterin dehydratase activity
Source: RefSeq, a predicted model, not a curated record
CCCCCGGGCGGCCCGAGCGCGGCCUUGCCGGACGGCUUCCUGGUGCGCCGGACGCCGCGCUCGUUCGCUCCGCCGCAACCUGCUGCUCCUCCGCGCCCGCGCCGCGCCGCGCCCCGGGAAUGGCUGGCAAAGCACACAGGCUAAGUGCAGAGGAGCGGGACCAGUUGCUGCCAAACCUGCGGGCGGUGGGGUGGAAUGAGCUGGAAGGCCGGGAUGCCAUCUUUAAGCAGUUCCAUUUCAAAGACUUCAAUAGGGCUUUUGGCUUCAUGACACGAGUGGCUCUGCAGGCUGAGAAACUGGACCACCAUCCUGAAUGGUUUAACGUGUACAACAAGGUUCACAUCACCCUGAGCACCCACGAAUGUGCGGGCCUCUCAGAACGGGACAUAAACCUGGCCAGCUUCAUCGAGCAAGUAGCAGUGUCCAUGACAUAGACCCUGCGCUUCCUCUGUGAGCUCUUCAGGGGAAAGGGGAAGUGCUGCUGGGGGUCCAGAGAGGGAAUGGGGGAGUCCCGAGACGUUGCUGCAGUCAGAUCUGCCAAGUCAACCCUGCUGCCUUUGUAUAGGGGCCAGUCUUUGCCAUGGAAGGAGAGGCCAGGAUCAUUGCCAACACUAGGAACUUAGACCAGUUUCCCCGCACCACCCUCUUCCUCUUUGGAGCUCUGUUACAUGUGUACUGAUUUAAGUAGCAUCUGCCCUGCCUUUACGACUUCCCAGCAACAGUAAUGAUUUUCUUUCCGGGCGGUGUCUUGCUCCCUUUCUAAUUCAUAUCCCAAAAAGCUGUGAUAGAAGCCCUGUCUAAGAUAAAGUCUCAUCUUAGAAACCAGGACCCUAAAGUCAUCCUCAUCCUAUGUAACAGAGACACACGUGUCUUUACGCCUCAAAUAAAAUCAUCGCUUCCCUCAA